This is a messenger RNA of Verticillium dahliae VdLs.17, 543 nucleotides long. RefSeq lists its product as uncharacterized. The transcript has 2 exons. The record is from RefSeq and is a predicted model, not a curated record. The coding region runs from base 1 to 543 and encodes 180 amino acids. Lineage: Eukaryota; Fungi; Ascomycota; Sordariomycetes; Glomerellales; Plectosphaerellaceae.
AUGGCCGGCAUAUCCAUCCGCGAGGGCAUCCGCUGGCUGCCAGCCGCCAUGAGCGAGCCGACGUCGAGCGUGGUCCUGACAUCGCCGGAGAGACGGUUUGUCGACAUUCGGGUGCUUUACCCCGAGGGCGCGACGCCCGCUGAAGACGUUGCGCCGCUGGAGCGGCUCGACUGGGCCAUCGCAGGCACGUCGUCGUCGACGCCACGCGGCGGGCCGGGCGAGACGCACGGCGUGUGGCGGCACUGGCUCGAUUCGCGCACGGUGGCCACCGAGGGGCUCGCCGACGAGGGUGACAUGGCGCCCAUGGACGAGGAGAGGACGCUUGAGACUGGCCAGAUGGUGAACCCAGAGACGGGCGUCGAGACGCCCUACGAGGAGGUGUGGCGGGACCCGACCAUCCAGGGCGUCGAUGGCCGGCGCGCCAAGUGCUACGUGCUCGUGUGGGACGAAAGGCCCCGCGGCGCGGGCAUGGUCAUCCGGCUCGGGACGUGGUGCCAGGGCAUUCUGCGGGAACGGGUGACGAGGUCAAAGGCCGAGCGUUGA